Molecule: messenger RNA, 1827 nt
Organism: Abrus precatorius (Indian licorice)
Lineage: Eukaryota; Viridiplantae; Streptophyta; Magnoliopsida; Fabales; Fabaceae
Product: probable methyltransferase PMT16
Exons: 6
Coding region: 1-1827 (608 amino acids)
Cellular component (GO): trans-Golgi network; cytoplasm; endosome
Molecular function (GO): methyltransferase activity
Source: RefSeq, a predicted model, not a curated record
AUGGCGGGUGGAGAUUCAACGUCUUCACGCCACAACGCCACGUUAUCAUCCAUUUUCAACGCCAGAAAAACCCAUCUCUUCCUUCUUAUCACCCUUCUAUGCAUCGCUUCCUACCUCCUCGCUGCUUACCAACAACAAGGAACUCGCUUCACCACCUUACUCUCCCUCUCCACAACCCAGCCAUCCAACCACUUCAACGUCACAACGACGUCGUUCACAAGCUUCCCACGCUGCAGCGCCAACUACAGCGAGUACACGCCGUGCGAGGAUCCUCAAAGGUCGCUGCGGUACAAGCGGAGCAGAAUGAUAUACAGGGAGAGGCACUGCCCCGUGGAGGAGAGGGAGGCUUUGCGAUGUAGGGUUCCGCCACCCUAUGGCUACCUCAACCCCUUCCCGUGGCCCGCAAGCAGGGAUGUUGCGUGGUUCGCUAACGUCCCCCAUCGGGAGCUCACCGUGGAGAAGGCUGUGCAGAAUUGGAUCCGGUUCGACGUCGACCGCUUCAUUUUCCCUGGCGGCGGAACCAUGUUCCCCAACGGUGCCGAUGCUUACAUUGAUGACAUCGGAAAGUUGAUCAAUCUCAAAGAUGGCUCUGUUAGGACUGCUCUUGAUACUGGCUGUGGGGUUGCUAGUUGGGGAGCCUAUCUUCUAUCCCGUGACAUUCUAACAUUGUCAAUUGCACCAAGGGAUACCCACGAAGCACAAGUUCAGUUUGCUCUUGAGCGAGGAGUCCCUGCAUUGAUUGGUGUUCUUGCCUCCAAGAGGCUCCCUUUCCCUUCGAGAGCUUUUGACAUGUCUCAUUGCUCUCGCUGCCUCAUUCCAUGGGCCGAAUAUGAUGGGAUUUUUCUUAAUGAAAUUGAUCGAGUUCUACGCCCUGGCGGGUACUGGAUUCUAUCUGGGCCACCAAUCAACUGGAAGAAAUACUGGAAAGGGUGGCAAAGAACAGUGGAGGAUCUGAACAAAGAGCAGACCAAAAUUGAGAAGGUAGCCAAAAGUCUUUGCUGGAACAAGCUAGUGGAGAAGGAUGAUAUUGCUAUUUGGCAGAAACCAAAAAACCAUUUAGAUUGCAAGGCCAAUAAACUAGAGAGGUCUUUCUGCAAUGUACAAAACGAUCCUGACAAGGCCUGGUAUACCGCUUUGCAAACAUGUUUGAGUCCUGUGCCUCAAGUGUCUAACAAAGAAGAAAUCGCAGGUGGAAUGUUGAACACUUGGCCAAACAGACUAGAAUCCAUCCCACCAAGGAUUUAUAAGGGUACCAUAGAAAGUGUUACACCCAAAACUUAUUCGAAAGAUUAUAAGACGUGGGAGAAAAGGGUAUCAUAUUUUAAGACAGUAAACAAUCAACUAGGAAAUGCUGGAAGGUACCGCAACCUUUUGGACAUGAAUGCCUACUUGGGUGGAUUUGCCGCUGUACUAAUUAAUGAUCCUGUUUGGGUCAUGAAUGUGGUUCCUGUUCAGGCCAAGGUUAACACACUUGGAGCAAUAUAUGAACGUGGAUUGAUUGGAAUAUAUCAUGAUUGGUGUGAAGCAAUGUCUACUUAUCCUAGAACUUAUGAUCUAAUUCAUGCUGAUUCAGUGUUCAGCCUUUACAGUAACAGAUGUGAAAUGGAAGACAUUCUACUAGAAAUGGAUAGGAUUCUUAGGCCUGAAGGAAGUGUUAUCAUCAGAGAUGACGUUGAUAUAUUAGUAAAAGUAAAGAGCAUGGUGAAUGGAUUGGAAUGGGAUAGUAUGAUUGUAGACGAUGAAAAUGGGCCUCUUGAAAGGGGGAAACUUCUAUUUGCUGUGAAGAAGUAUUGGACAGCUCCUGCAGCUUCCGAAAACACUAAUUAA